Messenger RNA from Juglans microcarpa x Juglans regia, 1370 nucleotides. Its product is annotated as transcription factor MYB15-like. Lineage: Eukaryota; Viridiplantae; Streptophyta; Magnoliopsida; Fagales; Juglandaceae. The coding region runs from base 19 to 1224 and encodes 401 amino acids. The transcript has 3 exons. The record is from RefSeq and is a predicted model, not a curated record.
CUUGCCUCCAAGUUGUGCAUGAAGCCGGAACACAAAAUGGGAAGAGCUCCAUGCUGCGAGAAAGAGGGCCUUAAGAAGGGGAGAUGGAGUGCGGAGGAGGAUGAGAUCUUGAUCAAGUAUAUUCAGGCCAAUGGGGAAGGUUUGUGGAGGUCAUUGCCCAAGAAUGCAGGUUUGCUGCGAUGCGGGAAGAGCUGCAGGCUGAGAUGGAUCAACUACCUGAAAGACGGCUUGAAGAGAGGAAACAUUUCUGCUGAAGAGGAUCAAAUCAUCGUAAAGUUGCAUGCUUCUAUGGGAAAUAAGUGGUCUCUAAUAGCUAGUCACUUGCCUGGAAGAACAGAUAACGAAAUAAAAAAUCACUGGAACGCCCACUUGAGCAGAAAGAUUCACUCGUUCACUAGGGUUUCCGGCGGAACAUCACUAGCGAUUAUCGUGGAUAUUCCUGUUAAAAGAAGAGGCGGGAGAACCAGUCGACGGUGCAUGAAGAAGAACAAGAAUUACUACGUCCAAAAGAAUAAUGUUGGCCGGAUUCCGACGAUAAAACCCAUUAAUGACAGUGUUUUUAAUCCGACAGAUCAAGAAAUCCCAUCAGUACAUGAGUACCCAACACCAGCGUCAGCGAAAGAGAUCAUCACCGUGUCCAGCACUGCAACGGACGAUGGCGUGGUUUUGGAUCCAGAUGUUGUCCUUGACAAGGAGAGAGAGAGCGUGGUUUCGGGUUGUCAUCAUCAGGCAACAGAGAAAUAUGAUCAGAACCAAAUGUCGGUGUGCCCUAGUAAUGUUCAGAAGGAGACAGAAACUUUGGGACCAUAUGUUAGUGAGGAGAGCAUUAAUGAUGGUGGGUCGUUGUGGAUUGAUUACAUUUUGAGCAAUGCUUUGCUGGAUUCAAAUGAGUGUUUAACUACAAGCGAAUCAGGGAGCUGUAAACCAGAAACUGUAUUUGAGGACAAGAGCAGUAGCAAUACUGAAAUCCUGUGUGUAGACAAGCUGCUGGCGGUGGAAAGUACUAAUCACGAGUACAUGGAGAUCAGUGGCGCUAAUAAUUGUUCGAAUAUUGGAGAUAAUGGAGAGUGGUGUUCCUGUAAUUCUCCAUUGACUUCUGGUUUUGCUGAAUUAUAUGGGGUUGAUAACGGGGAAUUAUGGGAUGGUGUUGGACAGGGAAAUGAGAUAUGGAGUGAUCAGAAAGAGAAUAUGUUAUCCUCGAUGUGGGAGGGUGAUCAUUUCUAAUUUGGAUGGGGAUAGUUGUAACUUGACAGAUAUAGAUCCUGACAAACAGGAUGCUUUGGUCGGUUGGCUUCUACACAUCCUAGAAAAUGAUCUCUUUUUUCGGCUGAAAAAUGUUAAUUGAUUGUUUGAGUUGAGUUUUGGGACAU